Molecule: messenger RNA, 2463 nt
Organism: Leguminivora glycinivorella
Lineage: Eukaryota; Metazoa; Arthropoda; Insecta; Lepidoptera; Tortricidae
Product: zinc finger protein 813-like
Exons: 13
Coding region: 78-2342 (754 amino acids)
Biological process (GO): regulation of transcription by RNA polymerase II
Cellular component (GO): nucleus
Molecular function (GO): RNA polymerase II transcription regulatory region sequence-specific DNA binding; zinc ion binding; DNA-binding transcription factor activity, RNA polymerase II-specific
Source: RefSeq, a predicted model, not a curated record
UACGCUAUAUGCUUGCUUUUCAUUACUUUUGCCUAAAAUAAACCAUACUAUUCAGAUUGUAAAACAACUAUUCGACAAUGAGUAAAAGGAAAAAAACGCUAUUGCAGAACAACUUGUUGUGCUGCCGCGUAUGUCUAAUGACGGACUGUCGGCUCUACAAUAUUGAUGAAUAUAAUCUCGCCGACACCUUUGCUCGCAUCUCGGGGAGUUCUGUGUCCAAAGACCGGUUGCCACAGUACCUCUGCCCGUAUUGCCUGGUGUUGCUCCUCAAAUGCUCGUCCUUCAGAGACAUGUGUAUGCGGACGGUGAUGUUGCUAACUCCUGCGCUGCUCAAGGGGACGCUGGAUAUAAAUUAUGUUCGCAAAUUACAACCCACUCACCUUCCCUGCAACUUAACUAAAACUAACAUAGAAACGAUCGAGGUAGACCCGUCAAAAGAUCUAUUCAAUAAACAAAGACUGAAUCAAAAAUUUGAAGAACAAGUUAUUCCGGAUCACGACAUAGAUGAUUAUUAUCCCGAAGUUGAUGUCGAGCAAGAUGCAAUUGACACUGAUGAUGAUGAUUCGAAUGUUGUUAUAACUGAAGAAUUAUUUCUAAAUAGUAAUAAAAAUAAUAAGUCUCCAAAAAAGAAGAAAAAAGUUGUCAAAACUGAAAAGAAAUCAAAGAAGAAACAGUGUGAAACUAAUGUGAACAAAAAUAUAGUUUUAUUAAAACAGUGCAAUGACGCUAUGGAUAUAGAUAAGAACAAACGGAGUGAAACUAAUGUGAACCAAAAUGUAGUUUUAAUAAAACAGUGCAAUGAAGCUAUGGAUAUAGAUAAGAACUUAAAAAAACGGAGUGAACCAAACGUGAACCAAAAUGUAGUUUUAAUAACACAAUGUAAUAAACCUAUAGAUAAAAAUUUGGUGGUAAUGGGAAAAGAAAACAAAGAAGAAAUGAAAGUGAUGACAAUUGAAGUCAAAGAUAACAUAAUUGAAAUUAAUAAUGUUAAAGUUGAUGAAAAUAAUGACGAAAUUGUAGAAGUGCAAGAAGACGGGAUGACAAUGAAGCGAUUGGUGUCUGCAGCAGAUACAGACAAAUUUUUGGAAUUAAUUAACCAUAAAAUUGUUACAUUGAGUAAGGAAGAGCAGCUGGAAGAGAUUGCUGAGCGCAAGAAGUCCCGGAACUACCUGGAGUGCCCGUUCAAAUGUGAGGACUGCGGGAAGGGGUUCGGCGUGGUCACCUCUUACGAGAACCACCGAGCCAAGCACAGUCCGAGCAGCGGUCCGCACGCGUGCGGCGUCUGCGGCGUGCGCAUGCAUUACCGCAGCCUGCUCCACACCCACGAGCGCCGGCACCAGCUGAAGUUCAUUUGCAAUGAGUGCAACUUCGUGUCCAGGGACAAGAACCAAGCGCUCAAACACUACGGGGUACACGCGGGGAGAACCUACACCUGCCCCCACUGCGAGAAAAUCUUCCUGAAGAGCACGACGUACUUGUCGCACGUGCGGCUCAUGCACCCUGAGGCCAACGUGGACUGCCUGGAGUGUGGGGAGACCUUCGUCAGCCUCUACGGACUUCGGCAGCACUACAAGGUACACAAGAGAGUGCAUCAAUUCGUAUGUACCAUCUGCUCCGCUGACUUCACCAAUAAAGAGGCGCUGGCCAUACACGCGGAGUUGGCCGGAGAGCAUAUAGGCAAGGACCUGCACGCGUGCGAGCAGUGCGGAGAGAACUGUGAGAGCGAGACGGCACUAAAGGAGCAUAUGGGGAUCAUUCACCCCGAUGAGAAGAAGGAAUAUCCGUGUGACAAGUGCACACUAUCAUUUAACAACGAGCUAGCGUUGGACACGCAUACGCGCCGCAAGCACCUGGGCCAGCGCUACCAGAACUGGUCGCUGGUGGACCGUCAGCGUCGCGCCGCCUACCAGAAAGUUAAGGCGCUCAGGAAGAAGUAUAAACAGAACAACCAGCGCUCCAUGUGCGACCAGUGCGGGAAACUUGUGCGGUCGGCGUUUCUGGAGUACCACAAGGUGACGCACCUCGCCGUCAAGCCCCACGCCUGCCCUCAUUGCCCGAAGACGUUCGCUACGAGAUAUACUCUUCAGGACCACUUGCGAUCUCACACGGGCGAGAAGCCUCACCAGUGCACAGAAUGCCCGCUCGCCUUCGCGAUAAAGGGCAACUUGAAACGGCACUACAAUGUUACCCACCUGAACAAGCGCGAGAUCUUCCCGUGCCCGCUGUGCGAGAGCACGGCGACCACCAAAGCGUCGCUGAAGGUGCACAUCCAGGCCGUCCACCGCGGCGGCGGCUGGCCGCGCCGCGACCGCAGCCAAAGGAAAAAGAGUAUCGCUCAAUAACUUGCUCCAGAUCUGACCCAGACAAUAGGCUACUUGACCAUUUUUAAAGUCUAUCCAUACCUUAAACAAAGGAUACUAUAGACUAGACAGCCAAAUAAUAAUACCACUACCGAACGAGAUG